This is a messenger RNA of Opisthorchis viverrini, 1716 nucleotides long. RefSeq lists its product as hypothetical. Bases 1 to 1536 code for a protein of 511 amino acids. The record is from RefSeq and is a predicted model, not a curated record. The transcript has 8 exons. NCBI's taxonomy places the organism in Eukaryota, Metazoa, Platyhelminthes, Trematoda, Opisthorchiida, Opisthorchiidae.
AUGUUUUCGUUUUUUCCACUAAUCUAUGCAGCAAGGAGUCAUAGUGCUGAGGCAUUUCUGCCGUACGGCAGCCGAUUGCGGCAAAAAACGCUGAUGAGAAGAACAGUCACAACUCCCAACCUUCAUCGAUCGACGGUACCUUCGGCUCGAUCCACGGUACGCUCGGCAACCACACGGAAACACGGAAAACCCACGAUCCAACAGCGUCCAAAAACUCAGGGUGGCAAAUCAUUCAGUAAUAUUCCAAGCAACAUCCCUGAGGAACAAUUUGCUUAUUUGUCCACAUCAAACCACCUAAGAAGGUUAUUAUUCAAUGAGCCAGUUUGCAGCCCGAGACAGUCAGCUUCCUUCAGCGUAAAGGAGAAGGCCGUGGAGGAUUUAUCUGAGGAAAUCUGCCUUUUGAAGAAAAAGAUAGCCUAUCAGAAUGCGGAAAACCAAGCGCUGACCGCUCGCUGCCGCCAGCUGAAUGAUUCGCUAGCAAAGAAGGAAAAAGAACUGGCUCAGCUAAAUGACCCGGCCGAAAAUGCCAAACUUUUACAGACUCUUGGUGAUAACAGGCCACAAACAAUGCGAACCUUCCGAUUGUUGCAUCAGCGUAUCUAUCGUUUGGAACAGCGGUUACAAGAAAAGGAGAGUGAAUACAAUCGGCUGGUUACAGAUAUGAAGUUCACACGAAUCGAUGAGCUACAAAUUCAGCUUGAAGCAACUAUUGCAGAGGUCCGUCGACUUCAAAAAGAAAACAUCACGUUAUCCGAAAAUCUGCGUCAGCUUACUACUGAACGACAAAGCAAGUCACGCAAAACGGUGGAUGAUUCGGAAAGGCGCGAUUUACUUACUCGCAUAUCUACCAUGGGACGAGUUAUCAAAGGGCUGAAUGAUGAGAAGCAGGAGUUGGUAUCCAAGAAUCAACAUUUGCUCAUUAGAGUGCAACAAAUUCUACGCAAUGAUGACUUUCCGAAUGAUGAUAUUGAACAAGUCACAGACAAUGCCCCGAAGAAAAAAAAAGCACUCUUUGCGACGAAAGUGAAUGAAGACAUGGUCGCACAACCUGAGUCUAUUCAGCGUAAGUUUGAAACUCCUGGAUCGCGUGUGAACGGGGAUGCUGCUACUCCGGUCGGAAACUUCGAUAGCUCGCCUGUGCCGGAACAGAGCAUAUCGAGAACUGCACAGAUUCCUGUUUCGGAGAAGGAGGAACACUCAGCAGUCAUCAUCCAACACGCUUGGCGUGCCCACAAAAAAUUACAUUCAUCCAAAUUACAGGAGAUCCAGGGGAAUGAAGAGAUGACCAAGGUCGAAUCGGAGGAUAUCAGUGCAAUUCAAACAUCGGGAAACCCAACCAACCAAACCAAAGAAGGAAAAGACGGCGAGUCAGAGGCAAGCACAUUCAUAACUGACGAAGAGGAGGUGCUACCCGGCAUUCCAUACACUCAGAGUUCAGCGGAGAAUGGACUUCACACAGGGGGGCGUAGGUCGUUUAGUUCAGUUCAAACAUUGGAAGUCGAUGAAGAAUUUGAAUCAGACGAAAGCGCAAAUUAACCGGCUUUUCAAUCAUUCCUCCAAGCAGCAUUUCCUAGAGGACUGAUCAUCUAGAUUAUACCUUGUUUGAGUCAUUACUGGGCAAAAGGUCAUCCAUAUAUCUCUACACUUUGGAAUACAUUUCAAAAGCAACAUAUUUUAUCGUAAAAGGAUUUGAGAUUUUCAAGAAUAUAAAUUUAC